Molecule: messenger RNA, 3257 nt
Organism: Mobula hypostoma (lesser devil ray)
Lineage: Eukaryota; Metazoa; Chordata; Chondrichthyes; Myliobatiformes; Myliobatidae
Product: rac GTPase-activating protein 1-like
Exons: 16
Coding region: 1-1803 (600 amino acids)
Biological process (GO): Rho protein signal transduction; mitotic cytokinesis; mitotic spindle midzone assembly
Cellular component (GO): midbody; nucleus; centralspindlin complex
Molecular function (GO): GTPase activator activity
Source: RefSeq, a predicted model, not a curated record
AUGAUGAGGUUUAGGGAAAUGUUGGAGCGGGAACUGGACGCGGUCCUGCGGGUGGCCGAAUGCGUUCCUCAGCAGACUGAACAAGCUUUCUACCAGCUGGCUCUGAGCUUUGAGAGGUGCCGUAAGAAGUGGAAGGCGGCGGAGGAAGAACUGGCGGCCAGCCGGAACCUCCUGGCUGAGGUACAGCUGGAGAAGACGUCUCUGGAGAUCCACCUCAAACAUGCCCGACAUCAGCUGGACAUUGAGUUGAAGCGAAGGCAGAAGGCGGAGCUGGCUUGCGAGCAGCUGGAACGGCGUCUCCAGUUGGUCCAUGACAUGCUGAGUUCUGAGGGUCCAGCCUUGGGUCUGCAGGCUGAAGACCAGGAGAAUAUCCUGAAUGUUCUGAACAGCCACUCGGGGGCCACCAGAAGCAGGAUCCCCACAGUGGAGGAGACUCUGUUGUCCAACCUGUCUCACUCGGGCAUCAGCUACGACAGGACCAGUGACGAGAUGUUGGUACCAGCGACGACCGGUAGAGUGACCAGGCCGAAGAACCGGGAUAGGAGGUGCUCUGCGCGCAUCCUGGUGGACGGUGUUCCCCUCAGUGCCCGCAGGUCCCGCUCUUCCUCCGAGCUGUUCCUGGACCCGGCCGGAAGCCCAUCGGUCACACAGCCCACGGACAGGAGCCAGAGCCCCAACCACCCCAGGUCACCCCACCCAGUGGCUUCGCGGCGGAGACGCUCCCUUGUGCCAGAGCUGGCUGAUGGUGGUGUGAGAAACCAGCAGACACCACAGACCACUCCAGCGCCUCCAGCAGGGAUCCUAUUCUCACCGGGGGGAUUAUCCGGCCCUGAGAACAAGGCUCCAUCCAGGCCCCACAACUUUGUCUCUAAAACGAUUAUCCGUCCGGAAUCCUGCCUUCCUUGCGGUAAACGGAUCCGGUUUGGUAAGGUGGUGCUGAAGUGCCGUAGUUGCUGCCUGGUGUCUCACCCAGACUGCUGUAGACUGUGCCCCACCCUCUGCGCACCCAACUUCACCCUGACCUUGGUCAAAAAUGGAGAGGGAACUGUUGCUGACUUCGCUCCUCCAACAGCCCCCAUGAUACCAUCGCUUGUCAUUCAUUGCAUCAGCGAGAUUGAACGACGGGGGUUAAAGGAGCCGGGGAUUUACCGCAUUCCUGGCUGUGAGCGUACGGUGAGGGAGCUGAGGGAGCGCUACGUGCGAGGGAAGGGGCUGCCUGUGCUGAGCCGCGUUACGAACAUCCAUGUCAUCUGCAGUCUGCUCAAGUACUUCCUGCAUAAGCUGAAGGAGCCGGUGCUGACAUUUGGACUCCAGCCGAUGUUCCUGGCUGCUACCGACCUCUCUGCCGAGCACAGCCAGGCGGAGCUGUGCCGAGCUCUGGCCACCCUUCCCCGCGCCAACCGCGAGACCCUGGCCUACCUCGUCACGCACCUGCACAGGGUAAUCAGCAGCCCAGCAUGCAGGAUGGAUCAAAGGAAUCUGGCCCGUGUCUUCGGCCCAACGCUGGUGGGACACGCCAAGCCCGACCCUCACCCGCGGGAGGUGUUUGAGGACAUGAAACGACAGCCGGAGGUCGUGGAGCGUCUCCUCUCACUGCCCCCCGAAGUCUGGGGCCAGGUCGUGUCUAAGGCACCUACAGGAAGUGGGGCCAGUAAGCCUAGCCCUUUUGUGUAUGGGACUCUGUUCAAGCCACUGACCAGCCCUGAUGCAGCCAAGAUGGACCUUUCUCCUGGCUGCUGUCUGCCCCCCGGCUUGCUAACUGGAACCUCCUACAAGUUAUUCCCUUCACCAACCCCGAAAUAAAGUGCCUGUGAGGAACCUCUGCAGAGAGAACCUUGUCCCAACAGACCCUGGCACAUUCUGGAUUCUUCAUCUGUCCAGAGAUUUGUGUUUCCUCUCGAGUUUUACUCCAUGCUUUUCUGGGAUGAUUGGUCUCUGGAGACCUGUGUAUAGAUGGUGGGUGGGGAACAGUUACUCUGGUCAGUGUCGGACUGGAUUUUGGAUGGGGAGGGAGGGAUUGCUUGUUGAAAGUUUAUGCUCAUUUUCACUGUCUAAGUGUAAAAAAUAAAGUUUCAUUCACUUUCUUUUCCCAGAUCUCAGUUAUGGGAUAGCGGCAGGAGGGUGGGCUUUGUGUGAGUUUAGACCUAUGCAUGAUAGCAAAGGGACUUGGGAGCCCUCAGGCACGAUUCCCUAAAGGUAAACUUGCAGGUUGAGGUGAUGGUAAAGAAGGUAAAUGAAAUGUUAGCAGUUAUUUCAGGAGGGCAAGGCUGUAAUGCUGAGGCUUUGUAAGGCAUUGGUCAGACCGCACGGAGUAUCGUGAGCAGUUUUGGGCCCCUUAGCCAAGAAAGGAUGUGCUGGCAUUGGAGAGGGUCCAGAGGAGUUUCAUGAGAAUGAUUCCAGGAAUGAAAAGGUUAAUGCAUGAGGAGUGUUUGAUGGCUCUGGGACUGUAUUCCCUGGAGUUCAGAACAAUGAGGCGGGAAGGUGGAGGUGGGGGGUAACCUCAUUGAAACCUAUCGAAUAUUGAAAGGUCCCAAUAGAGUGGAUGUGGAGAAGACGCUUCCUAUGCUGGGGUAGUCUUGGUCCAGAGGGCACUGCCUCAGAAUAGAGGGAUAUCCAUUUAGAAUAGAGAUGAGGAGAAAUUUCUUUGCCAAAGAUGGCUGGGCAGGCCAAGUCAUUGGGUAUAUUUAAAGUGGAGGUUGAUAGCUUCUCGAUUAGUUAGGGCACCAAAGGUUCUGGAGAGAAGGCAGGAGAAUGGGGUUGAGGGAUAAUAAAUCAGCCAUGAUGGAAUGGCGGAGUAGACUCGAUGGGUUGAAUGGCCUAAUUCUGCUCCUAUGUCUUAUGAGUGGGCUCGACUGCUGUGGGACCGAGCAAGGGAAAAACUGAGACCUCACUCCUGGUGUGGGCUGAGCUCCAAUGACAGGAAGUCCAUCAGUGUACCCUGCAGUCACCUCUGGGCUGGGCUAUUUCUCAGAGUACCCAUGUAACCACUGGGGGGGGCGGGGAGCGGGUGGAGAAUGGAUUAAAUAUUCCACAGGGUUCGCUGGAGGGUCGAUGCACCUCACCGUCUUUGUGUGGGUUUCUGCUCCUUCCACGCUCCAGUGAUUCAUCCAAACAGGACCCACUCCCAUCAGGGAAGAGGCUAUGUAGGAUCCACACCAGGAUCACCAGUCUCAGUUAGUUACCCCAAGCAGUAAUGCUGAUCAACACCUCCGCCCACUAACCCACCCCUCCACACCCUCAACCACCACCACUUUAUC